AUGCAUUGUCCUACCAAGCCACAUCUUGGUGCUGCCAAAAAAGUGUUGCGUUAUAUUGUUGGGACUGUUGACUUCGGGAUUUGGUACUCCAAAGUUGCAGAUUUCAGCUUGAUAGGGUACAGUGAUAGUGAUUGGGCAGGAAGUAUAGAUAACAGAAAGAGUACUUCUGGAAAUGUUUUCAAUUUAGGAUCUAGAGCAAUUUCUUGGAGUUCAAAGAAACAAGACGUGGUUGCAUUAUCAUCAUCAAAAGCAGAGUAUGUUGCUGUAACUUCAGCAGCAUGUCAGGCCAUAUGGUUACAAAGAUUGUUGAUUGACAUUUUCUAUCGGCAGAAGGAUGCAACAAAGAUAUUCUGUGAUAACAAGGCAACAAUUGCAAUGACAAAGAAUCCAUCUUUUCACAGCAGAACAAAGCACAUUGACAUUCGUUAUCAUUUCAUUCGUGACCUGACAGCAAAAGGUGAUAGAGUUAAAGUUCUGCGUCCAAAAAGGCAAAGGGUUGUAGCCUUGGCGCUUCCCGAUAUGCAACUUCAAGGCACAAUUUCCUCCUCUUUGGCCAAUUUUUCCUUUCUCAGCAUGCUCAAUCUCAAGAACAACAGCUUCCAUGGUGGCAUCCCUUACGGACUUGACCACUUGCCUCGCUUGCGAGUGAUUGAUGUGAGUAUUCCAACAAAUCUAUUUCAACACCGGAGAGUUCAAGUAAUUUCACUGGCUUUCAAUAAACUCGGUGGUGAAAUGUGGAAAGGGCCAUGGUAUGUACCAGAGCUAAGAGUCUUAAAUAUGGGGAACAAUAGCCUCACGGAUAUAAUCCCUCCUUCUGUUAAACUUCAGUUUGUCUGGGAACAGAAUCAGUGGCAACAUUCCAAAAGACAUCGGUAUCUGAGCCAACUUGCAUUUUUGGUCUUGUACGAUAAUCAGUUAACAGGUUCCAUUCCCACAUCGCUAUUUAAUAUCUCGUCGCUGUUUGUCGUGUCUCUGGUAUUCAAUAGCCUUUAUGGUUCUCGCUUGCUUGGUGAAGGGAAUAUUGUGUCAAAUCUGAAAGAGCUCCAAGUUUUGUCCAUAUCUUUCAACAACAUAACUGGAGAGAUACCCAGAAAUAUUGGUUGUUUAUCCAAACUCGAGGAGUUUUAUAUUGGUGAUAAUCCAAUAAAAGGGACCAUUCCCGCUUCAUUGGCCAAUAUUUCCAUUCUGCAAUAUGUUUCCUGUAAAAGAAAUUGCUUGGAGGGGCCAAUUCCUCCAGAAUUGGGGAAGCUAUCAAAUUUGAGGCAAUUAGGCUUUGGCCAUAAUUAUAAUCUUAUUGGUCAAAUUCCAGAUGUUAUUUUCAAUGUAUCUUCUUUAGAAAGGAUAGCUGUCAAUUUCAACAACCUUUCGGGGACACUUCCAGGCACUACAGGUCUUCAUCUUCCAAACCUUAAAGAACUUAUCUUGGGAGUCAAUCAGAUCGAAGGGGAAUUUCCAUUGUUCAUAACAAAUGUUUCCAAGCUUGAGAUACUGGACCUAUCAGAUAACUUUUUUACAGGAACUAUUCCAACUACUUUGGGUAAUCUCCGUGAGCUGCGUGGACUGUUCCUGCAUAGUAAUCAACUUACCAAUGAACCAAGAGAGCAUGAGUUGCAAUUUUUCAAUUCUUUGGCGGACUGUAGGAUGUUGCAAUAUCUAGAAGUGGGUUCUAAUCCGUUGAAUGGCGUUCUUCCCAAUUCGAUUGGGAACCUUUCAUCUACUACUGAAGUAGUACGUUUAGCAGAUGCACACAUCAGUGGCUUCAUACCCGCUAAUACAGGCAACAUAAGUGGUCUUAUUAUCCUAGACUUUCAAAAUAACAACUUGAUGGGAAACAUUCCUGCUGAGAUUCGUAAGCUAAAACAACUCCAAGGUUUGUUUCUACAGUACAAUAAAUUUCAGGGACAUAUUCCAGAGGCAGUAUGCCAUUUAUCUAAUUUGGUUAAAUUAUUUUUGCAAGUUAAUGAGCUCUAUGGACAGAUCCCCGAAUGCAUAGGCAAUCUAAGCAUGCUACAAGACCUUUAUUUGGGUUCUAACAAAUUUCCAUCCAAGAUUCCUUUGAGCCUUUGGAAGAUGAGUGGUCUUCUCUAUGUAGAUGUGUCACGAAAUUCUAUAGAGGGAGAAGUUCCACCAGAUAUUGGAGAACUGAAGGCCAUUCUAGAACUAUACCUUUCAAGUAACAACCUUUCAGGCGUAAUACCAAGUAGACUGGGGGAACUCCUGAGCCUGCAGUAUCUUGACCUAUCAAACAAUUCAUUUUCCUGUCAAAUUCCAUUAUCCUUUGCCAACUUGAUAAGCUUAGAAUUCUUGUAUCUGUCUUUAAAUACCUUGUCAGGUACUAUUCCUAAGUCCUUGGAAAAACUCUCAUACCUUAAAAGCAUUAAUGUUUCACUUAAUGUUUUAGAUGGUGAGAUACCAAGUGGUGGCGUGUUUGCAAAUUCCACUCUGCAAUCAUUUCUUGGGAAUAAAGAUGUAUGUGGAAUGCACAUAUUGGAGGUUCCUUCUUGCCCUAUCACUAAAUCUGGACAACAAUCAAAGUCUAACAAGUUUGUGCUAAAAAUUGUUAUUCCAGUGCUUACUUCCUUUAUGAUAUUGUUGUUGGUCUCGAUCUGGAUAAUGAAAAGGAAGAAAAUAGCAAAGUCCAAAGAUGUUGGAAAGGUUCCGGAGAUCAACACUUAUCCAUUGAUUUCUUAUCAUGAGAUUCAACGAGCAACAAGUAAUUUUGAUGGAUCAAAUUUAAUCGGUGUGGGAAGUUCUGGUCUGUGUACAAAGCAACAUUAUCUAGUGGAACUGUGGUGGCCAUAA
Messenger RNA from Capsicum annuum, 2802 nucleotides. RefSeq names its product LRR receptor-like serine/threonine-protein kinase EFR. The transcript is spliced from 3 exons. NCBI's taxonomy places the organism in Eukaryota, Viridiplantae, Streptophyta, Magnoliopsida, Solanales, Solanaceae. Gene Ontology annotation, molecular function: protein binding. The coding region runs from base 1 to 2802 and encodes 933 amino acids. The record is from RefSeq and is a predicted model, not a curated record.